AUGUGGAUACCCCUCGCCGUGCAGUCACUGUCCUUCGGCGGGAUUGAGCCGUUUUUCGAGCGGGUCAUCCAGCAGAAGCUGCUCGAGCACAACGAGUUUGCCUUCUACCUGAACGUGGACAGCACGAAGCCGAGCGCGCUGCUCUGGGGAGGCAUCGACCAGAGCCUGUACGAGGGCCCCCUGCGCAUGUUUCCAGUGGUGCAGGCUGGGGCGGACGGUGCCGCUGCUGCUGGCCUCCUUCCCCACUGCUCGUCGUUUGAGCUGACCUUGGCCACAUCGUGA
Messenger RNA from Prorocentrum cordatum, 282 nucleotides. The record is from the annotation of a GenBank genome assembly. NCBI's taxonomy places the organism in Eukaryota, Dinophyceae, Prorocentrales, Prorocentraceae.